AAAGCCAAACCCUCCUUCUUUGGAAUCCAAGAAAUGGAUAAGCUCAGUGUUCAUCAAGGUAUCAAGUGUUCCAAACAGUCUCAAUCAAAGAAGAAAUCAAAACCCAUCAAAGUUGUAUACAUCUCUAACCCUAUGAAGGUGAAGACAAGUGCAUCUGAGUUUAGGGCUUUGGUUCAAGAACUCACUGGAAGAGAUUCUGAUUUGAGCAGAAUCACAGUUGAUGGACGACUUCAGAAGGUUCCUGUUUAUGAAGUUAUGAAGAGUGGAGAUGAUGAGUAUGAACCUCAAGUUCCUCAUCAGAUUGAAAGCUAUCAGGAAUCAUCAUUACCAGGGAAAUCUGAUGAGGUUGAUGAGCCCUUUGAUGAUCACUUCACUUCUGUGUUGCUUGAAAACUUUAUAUAUUGA
Telopea speciosissima is the source of this 405-nucleotide messenger RNA. RefSeq names its product sigma factor binding protein 1, chloroplastic-like. Bases 34 to 405 code for a protein of 123 amino acids. The transcript has a single exon. NCBI's taxonomy places the organism in Eukaryota, Viridiplantae, Streptophyta, Magnoliopsida, Proteales, Proteaceae. The record is from RefSeq and is a predicted model, not a curated record.